This is a messenger RNA of Oldenlandia corymbosa var. corymbosa, 1751 nucleotides long. NCBI's taxonomy places the organism in Eukaryota, Viridiplantae, Streptophyta, Magnoliopsida, Gentianales, Rubiaceae. The record is from the annotation of a GenBank genome assembly.
GUAUGACCAAAAAUGUUUUCUUCAAAAGAGGAAAAAGAAAAUGGUUAACUCUCCUCAGAUACAAAAGAGCUCAAAUAUGAAAUAUCCAAUGCCAGAUAUGUGGCUGUCAAACCCGAAAGCCUUAUCGCCAGAGUCCUGACCAAAAUUGUGGCUGUCACGCGCCCAUUCUUUAUCUCUUUUUUAUCACAUUUCUUCUCCAAGCCAUAAAACCAUCAUACUCUCAAGCCAGAAUCUCUUUCUACAGUCCACCGUACACUUCUCGAAGCCCAACAAGCUCAGCAAUGGCUUCCACCACUCUUUCACCCGUUACUCCUUCUCAGUUAUGUUCUAGUAAGAGUGGAAUGUAUUCUCCAUCGCAAGCAUUGUUUUUGAAACCGAUGAGGAGCUCUCUGUUAUUGGGAAAGGAUAAGAGGAUGAAAUUGACUUGCAUGGCUACAAGUGUGCCUGCUGACAGAGUACCUGAUAUGGGAAAGAGGCAGCUCAUGAAUUUGCUUCUUCUUGGUGCUAUUUCACUUCCCACUGCUAUUAUGGUUGUGCCUUAUGCAACCUUCUUCGCCCCACCUGGGUCAGGUGGUGGUAGUGGUGGUACUGUUGCAAAAGAUGCUUUAGGAAAUGAUGUACUUGCAGAAGUGUGGCUCAAGAACCAUGGCCCUGGGGACCGAACCCUUACACAAGGAUUGAAGGGUGAUCCUACUUACCUAGUUGUGGAGAAUGAUAGGACAUUGGCUACCUAUGGGAUAAAUGCUGUCUGUACCCACCUUGGUUGUGUGGUGCCAUGGAAUGCUGCUGAGAACAAGUUCAUCUGCCCAUGCCAUGGAUCUCAAUACAACAAUCAAGGAAGAGUUGUUAGAGGGCCUGCUCCUCUGGUGAGUGAAUCUAAACUUUCAUCAGAAAUUACAUAUAAAUUUUCAAUAUAACUCAUCUUCAGUGCAUAUAAGCAUGCAUUUUAUCCCAUUGAUAGAUAUGCUAAUUUGGGAACCUUGUUGCCAGAGCAUAACUAAGAACAAGAGCUACUCUGUCUCAUAAUUUUGCUCUGGCAAUAAGGAUUGCUUUCUACUUUACUGAUUACCGUUUACAAAUUCUGCAAGGAAUUCAUAUUAAUUGUCCAUCUAAGAUACUUAACGAAACUUGUAAAAGUGGUAGCAUCUUUUUAGGAUCGACAAGUAGGCCUAUUUUGUUCGGAGAUAAGUUUAUUCUGUUGGUAGUCCUCCCACUUUAUUUUUCUCGUUUUUGACCCACAGUUGCGCACUUCUAACCAUGACUUACUUGAAUUUGAAUGUUCUUCCAGUCACUGGCCUUGGCUCAUGCUGAUAUUGAUGAUGGGAAGGUAGUAUUUGUUCCAUGGGUAGAAACAGAUUUCCGAACUGGUGAUGCUCCGUGGUGGGCUUAAGUUUGCUCCAUUUCCCUCUCUACGCCAUGUUUUGGUAUGGCCUAUUUCUUUUCCCCACAAAUUAUGCUGCUGUUCUGAUUGUAGAGUUUCUAUACCCCUUUGUAUUUUUGACAAAAAUUAUGCAUCAAUAUAAAGUAGAUAUUCCUGAUGUAAAAUAACACUGCGACUGGCAAUUUCCAGAUUCUGUUUCCCCUUUUUUUUUAACACUUUUUCCGCAGCAAUGCGUGUAUACUAGUUAGUUUCUGUUGCAAAAUUCUUCAGUAUUUAGUGGUCGACCGACUAACCUCAGGGUAUUUAAUCAAAUGAUGAACCCAGAAGUCUUGUAUAUGUAGAACAUAAUCCUCUUCCCAUGAUUUCUCUG